Molecule: messenger RNA, 3059 nt
Organism: Carya illinoinensis
Lineage: Eukaryota; Viridiplantae; Streptophyta; Magnoliopsida; Fagales; Juglandaceae
Product: F-box protein SKIP14-like
Exons: 3
Coding region: 473-1996 (507 amino acids)
Cellular component (GO): cytoplasm
Molecular function (GO): protein binding
Source: RefSeq, a predicted model, not a curated record
AUGUUCUUUCUAUAAUUAUUAAAAAAAUAUAUUUUCUCAUUUAUUAUUAGACUAUACAAUAUUUUCUUUUUUCUUUUUUGAAGAGAUUUAGGAUUAUAUAUUUACGGAUUUAAUUUUCGUUCGGCAAAAACAACAAAUUAAAAUUCGGAAAAGAAUAAAAAAGAGGUUAAGGGGCAAAGGACACAUAUCCAUCUAAUCCCCGAAUGCAGAGUUCUUAGUUCUAUCGGCCCAAGGAUCAUCUGGCUUUCUGAUUCUCCACCCGCCUCCUCCAUCUCUCGCUCGCUCGCAGUCUCCAUCUCUCGCUCUUUGUUGCGAAGUCUCUUAUAUUAGGCUUCUUUUCCUUUUUCCGAACCCGUUGCGAUCUUUUCUUUCUCCUUCUUCUUCUUCUUCACCUCAAUAAUAAGCGGGUGUAUAUAAUUGGGUUGUUUGACCAGGUCUGGGUGUCUUGGCGUAGGGUUCGUGAGAUUCAAGAAUGCCUCUCAGUUUCUCUAAUACGUACGCGGAUAUGAAUUGUGAGGGUCCACGCGAUUCUUGGAGUUGCUGGGGUUUGAAUUCUGAGUUGGAGGGUUCUGAUUGCAGCGAAAUGGGCAAGGCUGAAUUGGGCGGCUAUGGUGAAUCGGUGGUGGCUGAUGACGUUAUCGAUAAGUUGCCUAGUGAUCCAUUUGGAAUGGACAUAAGGUCUACGAUUACGAUCACGGGCUGGUUUAACAAUUGGGGAGAGGAAUCUGAUUCAGGUUGUGAUGGUUUUGGGAUUGAUGAAGCGGAAAAUGAGAGUGCUGAUCCUCAUGAACUAUUUGCAGGGUUAAAUUGGGUUUGGAAUGGUUCCAUGAAGUUUGCACCUGAUUCUGGUAACAUGAAAUUAGGCGGAAUCUCAAUUCCUUGUGAUGGGUUUGAUGGACUUGGGGUUGAGACUGAAUUUCUUGAUGAUGCUUUUGCACUGGAUGGAAAUGUGGAGGAUUUUAUGAGUUUCAGCGGUUUUGGAAAUUGGGUUGUGAGCAAAGGAGCUCGGGGGUUGAGGGAUUGCGGGAAAACUUGUUUUGAUGACGGCGAAGGAGAUGCACCACACGAUGCCAUGUUUUUUGCUUUGGGCUAUCUGGGUGUGCAGGACCUUCUCAAUGUAGAAAGGGUUUGCAAAUCUUUGCGCGAUACGGUUAGAAGUGAUCAUCUUCUAUGGAGAACUAUUCACAUUGAUCAGCCGUUGAGUGAGAAGAUCACGGAUGAUGCUCUUCUGAAGUUGGCUAACAGGGCACAAGGUACCCUUCGGUGCUUGAACCUAAUGGAGUGCAUAAGAAUAACAGAUAGUGGUUUGAAGCACGUACUUGAAACCAAUCCAAGACUGACAAAGCUCUUGAUGCUGCAUGUGUCAGGUUGUUCUUUUUUCGGUUUUCAUCUAAAUCUUGAGUCAGCAGAACCAAAGCUAAGCGUCCCAGGAUGUGUCAGACUUAGUGUCGAUGGCUUAUUAGAUAACUUAAGGGCCUUCAAAUCUGUUGGCUUGCCCGGAAUAAAGCACUUAAGAAUUGGGGGCAUCCACAGUAUAAUGGACAAACAGUAUGAAGAAUUGCAGUUUUUGCUGAAUGCAGAUAAACAUAUGCAGAUGAGUGCCCGCCGACCACGGAUUUAUCGUGGGGGGAAGUCGUAUCUCUCUUGUGAUGAUGAUUGUGCCAUCGAUGUUGAGGUCUGCCCCAGGUGCCAGAAGUUUAGACUAGUUUAUGAUUGUCCAGCGGAGAGUUGUCAGGGGAAACAUCAGACUGCCCAGUUGUGCAGGGCUUGCAUACUCUGCAUAGCACGCUGUAUCAAUUGUGGGCGCUGCAUUAAGGACCGUGAUUAUGAGGAAACAUUUUGUCUAGACUCCCUUUGUUUGGAUUGUUGGAAGCAGCACCCUAAUGGCCAAGAUAGGCCAGGUGAAAAUGGUGCACCAUCUUUCAUCGAGAGACCUGGUACCAGUUUUGCUUCUGUGGCAGAUAGGGAAGAUAUUGUGCAUCGCCAUUGGAUGUAGGUUUUGUGGUAGAAUCACAUCGUUUGGCUGGCUGCCCAGAUGAAUAAUGCAAAUGCCACUUGCAUAGAUGCUAGGAGUGGGAACUCCUGUUAUCGUGAAGAAUAUGCAGCUUGUGAAGACAGUGGAAGUGUACCCCUAGCAGACCUCUUAACAGCGUAGUUGGUGCCUUGUUGCUGCCUUGAUAUAGGAUGUUCAAGGAGAAGAAAAAUAAAAUAAGAAAAAAAUGAAGAAAACGAAUUGAAUGAAAGAAGGGAACUGGAAAGAGGGGGCAGGCAAGAGAAUAAAUAAAAGGGAAUGCUGGUCAAAUAAAAAUAGGAUCUUGAUUUAUAAUUUGUUGUGUCAAGGAUUAUCUAAUGCUUCUCUGGCUCCUGGCGUUACUAUUUGUGUUCUUUGACGACGAAGAAGAAGAAACAAUGAGGAAUGCUGGUCAAAUAAAAAUAGGCUUUUGAUUAAUAAUUUCGUGUCAAGUAGGGAUGAGCUCAUGCUUCCGUGGUCUCUAUGAUUUGUGUUCUUUGAUGACACUGAAGAAUUUAAUUUGUACGCGUGACUGUGGAAGUUUGGUAGCAUCUGCUUCUAGUAAUGUUUGCUGAAGACCACUCUUGUCAUAAAAGUUGGGAUUUUUUCAAUCGAUGCAGAUGAGGAGAAAUCAUACCAGAAGCACAGAGUGCUGGAGGUAUUAUGCCACUUGUGUUUUUUGUCAACUCUGUGAUACCUUGCUUUACAUGGGCAGCUGUUGCACCUUGACUGAUCUAUUAUUUUUCAUGGGAUCUGUUGCAAAGCUGUUCCGUUUGAAGUAACCUAUAAGUUUAGCAUUCCCAUUUGUCUCCCGGUUGGAAACAAAAAAAAAAAAAAAAUGCAUUCCCGUUGUCUUAUGACUUGGUGAUUUGGUCUUGGCAACCUCAUAAUAUUGUAAUCGACCAGUAGAUGAGGAGGAUUGUAUGUCCGUUUUUCUUUUGUUGUCUAUUGUUCCCAUGGAGUAGCGUCUCACUCUUGAUAAGGUAACCUGACUCCAUUUUGCCCCUGCUUUCGUAAUGAAUGAGAAUUGUUAUGCGAGUUCUUUUCA